CAAUAUAGACAUCAAUCAUUGUGUUUUUAUUUUGGGAGUAAUUUAAUUUUUAUUACGACCAAAAAAAAUUCCAUUCUUCUUGAACAGUUUCAAUCAGAAAAGCUAGGAGUGACAUCAACGCAAACACUAGAGUCUAUGCUAAGAGCUUGUUUUGCAAUGAACACCAGGAUUGGCAUCAACAUUAAUAUAUAGAAGCUUGAAUCUCUGCAAUGAGUUGCAUAACAUCUUCAGUUCUUUCAAAAUAUGAAUACGAUCCUUCUAUUAUUCCAGAUGUCUGACAUGCAGUCUGUUUGGAGUAUGACAUUAUGAAGUCCAAGCCUAACUGCACUUUUUAUACCUUCCGUACAUCCCAGCAAUUCAUUGAGAAAGCGUAGCCUGAAUUGACAAAUCCCCCAUAUUAUCCUUGAUUAAAUAUUCAGCCCCAACCCCCAGCAGUUUGAGUUGUCUGAUCAAUAGCCUGGCUGCUGGUGUUUUUGCUAGGAUUACUAAAUUGGCACAUUGCAGGAUCUUGUUUGUGUCUCAAAGGUCAAAGCUGAAUACAAUUAGGACCCAGUCUCCAAUCUAGUAGGUAGUAGUCAAAUGCUAGUUUAGCUGCUGUCUUACUAUGCACCCCGAGUCUUAACUGUUUGUUUCCAAACUGAACAAUUUUCCAUAGCACAACUGACCAGCAGCCUGUUUUUAAUCUAUCGGGGAGUAGAUUCUAGGUCGGCUGAUCUCUUACAAUGCACUAGAUGAUCGGUAUCCUUUUGUUUCUUCUCGCGUUGUACCCUGUAUACUGUUGCUAUGAACUGAUGAAAUGGCCGAGGAGAGACAUUGCACACUGUUGUGCGUUUCUCCACACCUUUUGUUUUUCCACUUUAAUAUCCAUUAUGUAUUGCUGCUGAAGGUUAUGCUAAUUUCCUUAUAUUUCUUCAGUGCGAGGCUGGGCAUGUUUUGUGUUCUCUGUGCCUGGAAAAGCUCCGUGUGGUCGGGCACGCUUCGAAGUUAGACAUUUUCUGUGAUCUGUGUUGCAAAACCAUGAGCUACCGUCGUUGUGUCGAACUAGAGCAAUUCAUCAACGCCAUCAAAGUUCCAUGCUCAAACCAAACUUAUGGCUGCAAUGAGUCCAUCAGAUACCAUGAGAAAGUGAAGCAUGAAAGCGAAUGUACACAUGCUCCAUGCCACUGCCCAGAGACUGACUGCACUUUCAGAGGGGCAAUAUGUUGCCUUCUGGAGCACUUCAUCACCGCGCAUGGAUGGUCGCCGACCAACUUCAGCUACAACAAGCCACUGAAGGUAUCAGUUGCUCGCGACCACCGUUUCACGCUCCUCGUCGGGGAAGACCAGUCCAUGUUCCUCCUGACUAACACUCUGACGGGAAUCGGCAAUGCUCUAUCCAUGGUCUGUGUCAGGCCUCAUGAAUCUGGACCAAACUAUUCAUGCAACAUCUCGGCCACUAACAAUGUUGUUAGUGGAAAAGCUGAGGGGAGGCUCGUGUUCCAGAAGGAUCCACUUGUGUCGAGCAGCUCGCUGUCAGGUGGAGUUCAGUUGGGCAAAUUCUUCCUGCUGGUUCCCCCGGAACUCGCUGAUAACCCAUCUGGUGAACUCACGGUACACAUCCGUGUCGACAGACUCGUGGCUUAGGGAUCUCAGCUAGAAGUUCAGAGAAUUCUGGGUCGCCGUCCUUGCAAUUAACAUCACUAGGAGUGACUGCAGAAGAAAAUUGUUUUGCUAUGUAGAUUUGUUGUCUGUAAUGGUAGAAGUUACCUAUCCAGACCCCAAACUCAUGAGUGUCAUGAAUGGCUGGCUGCUCUUGGUUAUGAAGAAUAGCUUCAAAUGUACAGGUUGCUUAAUGUACCAAUUGAGAUCUAUAUCUUGCAACUGAAAAUUAUACUGUUUGUCAGGUA
Molecule: messenger RNA, 1886 nt
Organism: Lolium rigidum
Lineage: Eukaryota; Viridiplantae; Streptophyta; Magnoliopsida; Poales; Poaceae
Product: E3 ubiquitin-protein ligase SINA-like 10
Exons: 1
Coding region: 1018-1623 (201 amino acids)
Molecular function (GO): zinc ion binding
Source: RefSeq, a predicted model, not a curated record